Molecule: messenger RNA, 2461 nt
Organism: Papilio xuthus (Asian swallowtail)
Lineage: Eukaryota; Metazoa; Arthropoda; Insecta; Lepidoptera; Papilionidae
Product: monocarboxylate transporter 14-like
Exons: 6
Coding region: 178-2454 (758 amino acids)
Biological process (GO): monocarboxylic acid transport; transmembrane transport
Molecular function (GO): monocarboxylic acid transmembrane transporter activity
Source: RefSeq, a predicted model, not a curated record
GGUAGUGAUAACACGUAUGUACUCAAUAUGUAGUUAAUUUUUACGUGAACAAAAUCGUGCUGUGCUGUUUACUUUUUCACUUAACGGAUAAAUACAUACGUAAAAAGGAAUAACGUUCAGUAUAUAUUAUUCGACACCUUUCCGAAGCUAUGAUAUAAAAUAUCAUAAUGAAUUAAAAUGGACAGUAAAAAUCUAGAUGUGUCGACUGAAAAUGAACACACAACAAACGCUUCAAGCGAUUUGAAUAAAAUAAAUUCAUUAAAAUCAGAAAAUAAAAGAGAAAUAGUUGCACAUUACACAAAAGACGAGGAAUCAGUGAUGGUCGAUAGAGUUACAUUUGAAGGAUUAGAAGAUGAUAGCAUUUGUUCUGAUGAUAUAAAUAAUAAGAAAUUACCACAAAUACCGGACGGUGGUUGGGGAUGGGUGGUCGUAGUUGCUGCAUUCUUAAUCUCAGCCUGUGCUGACGGUCUGGCAUUCUCCUUCGGUCUUCUCCACGAGGAAUUUACUUCAUACUUUGAAACUACACAAUCGAAAACAUCUUUAAUAGGAAGCUUGUUUAUAGCGACUCCCUUGCUUGCUGGACCGAUUAUGAGUGCGUUGGUAGAUAGAUAUGGUUGUCGGACUAUGACAAUGAUUGCUGGCUUACUUUCGACUAUUGGAUUCUUGUUAGCAUCAGUUAGUAAUUCCGUGGAAAUGUUAUGCUUGACGUUUGGGUUUCUGAGCGGUCUAGCAAUGGGUAUUUUAUACGUAACUGCUGUUGUGGCCGUCGCAUUUUGGUUUGAUAAGAGAAGAAAUCUAGCCGUUUCUCUCGCUUCUUGUGGGAUCGGUUUCGGAACUUUAGUUUAUUCUCCCUUAACACAUUAUUUACUGGAAGCUUAUGAUUGGAGGAAUACUGUUGUUCUUCUAGCUGGUACUUUAUUGAACAUGUGUGUGUGUGGUGCGUUAAUGAGAGAUCCUGAAUGGUUAACGAUUAAGCAGGAAAGAGAAAGAAGACUGUCUAAGCCUAAGUCUGGUAGGUCGUCUAGUAUCGGGUCUAUGUCAUCUAGAUCUAUAGGAGGUGAAUCAUUGUUUUUAACUCCUGAGGAAUUGAAAGCGUUGUUGAAAAGUGGACAGAGUCCUGAUUAUAUUUUAGCCACGCUCACUACAAGUAUUGCGGAAGCACAGAAAUUAGAAGAAACGACACAAUUCAAUGCUGAACAGUCUUAUAAAAGAAUACAUUCUGAUAUACAUCUACCAACUUUUAUAGCGCAAAAUGAAAAGGUCCCAGUAGAAGUAAUAGAAAAAUUAAUGAGUAAUAAAAGAUUAUAUAACAUAAUACUACAAAACUAUCCAGAUUUAAUUACAAGACGACGUUCUGAAGAGAAUCUUAACAUCGAAGUAUCGGAGCUUGUUAAAAAUGAACCGGCACAACUGCCAGUUUCUGUCACAAUAAAAAUGCCCAAUAAAAACGAACUAGAAACAAAUAAAGAUGAGAAAAACAAAGAACGUAAAGAAAAGUGGAAGAAUCAAAAAAGUAUAGACAAAGAUGUAAAUAUAGAGAAUAGUGUUGAUAAGAAAAUCAAACCCAAAUUACCAGUACAACAAACAAAUUGGCUGACGAGACAAAUUUCUAUGGACCACCAUUACUUAAGGGAUAUGCCUUUAUACAGGAAUACUAUAAUGCAUAGAGGAGCUAUGAUGAACAUUCCUAGAUACAAGCUAAGAGCCUCGUCUCUGCCAGAUAUUUACAGGAAUUCCAUGUGGUCACUUGGCUCAGAAUCAGACGAUGGAAUGAAAUGGUAUCAAAGACUUUGGCAGACAACGAAAUCGACUUUCGACUUUAGAAUGUUCACGGAGUUCCAUUUCUUAAUGUUUAACUUAUCUUCUCUGAUCCUCUCCGUGUGGUUCAUAGUCCCUUACUUCUUUCUAAAGUCUUACAUGACUUCUAGAAGUAUGGCAGGUGGAGCUGAAAUGAUCAGUAUCAUUGGUAUUGCAAGCAGCAUUGGAAUUGUUGCUCUAGGCUGGGCAGGAGACCAACCUUGGAUAAAUGUCACCAAGACUUACGCCGUGUGUCUCAUCAUAUGCGGCCUUUCCGUCAGUCUCUAUCCCCUCUUCAUCACCAACUACUGGGGCCUGGCCAUCAUCUCCGCGGUCUUUGGUCUAUCCUUCGCUAGUUCCUACUCCUAUACUCCUGCUAUUCUAAUGGAAUUAAUGCCUAUAGACCACUUCACGGUUGCAUAUGGUCUGAUACUUCUCAGUCAGGGGAUCGGGCAUUUAGUUGGACCUCCUAUUGGUGGUAUGCUGUACGAUUUGACAGGCAGUUGGGACCUGACAUUUUACACGGGUGGUAUCUGGCUUGUCAUAUCUGGUCUAUGUGUGGGUGUCAUACCGUACACGAAGGAUUUACGCAUGUGUGGCACUGCUCCGCUCUUCAAGGAAGCCGAGGAAGCGAGAAAGGAAGACGUUGAUGUCUGAAUUUAUU